Molossus molossus (Pallas's mastiff bat) is the source of this 1017-nucleotide messenger RNA. It is a transcript of the gene MRPS34, whose product is annotated as mitochondrial ribosomal protein S34. Lineage: Eukaryota; Metazoa; Chordata; Mammalia; Chiroptera; Molossidae. Bases 48 to 704 code for a protein of 218 amino acids. Gene Ontology annotation, molecular function: structural constituent of ribosome. Gene Ontology annotation, cellular component: mitochondrial small ribosomal subunit; mitochondrion. Gene Ontology annotation, biological process: mitochondrial translation. The transcript is spliced from 4 exons. The record is from RefSeq and is a predicted model, not a curated record.
CGCCGCGGCAGCUUCUCACAGCCGGAGCUCGUAGGCGCGGACCGACCAUGGCGCGCAAGAAGGUGCGGCCGCGGCUGAUCGCCGAGCUGGCCCGCCGCGUGCGGGCCCUACGCGAGCAGCGGGAGCGGCCGCACGACUCACAGCGCUAUUCCCUGGACUACGAGACGCUGACGCGGCCUCACUCGGGCCGCCGGCUGCCGGUGCGGGCCUGGGCCGACGUGCGCCGCGAGAGCCGCCUGCUGCAGCUGCUUGGCCGCCUGCCUUCAUUCGGCCUGGGCCGCCUAGUCACGCGCAAAUCUUGGCUGUGGCGACACGAUGAACCGUGCUACUGGCGCCUCACGCGUGUCCGCCCGGACUACACUGCGCAGAACUUGGACCAUGGUAAGGCCUGGGGUAUCCUGACCUUCAAAGGAAAGACUGAGGGCGAGGCCCGGGAGAUCGAACAGACCAUGUACCACGACUGGCGGCUGGUGCCCAGGCACGAGGAGGCGGCCUUCACCGCUUUCAAGCCGGUGCCAGAGGACACUGUGCGCUCUGUGCCCUACCCACCGCUGCUCCGUGCCAUGAUUCUAGCAGAGCGACAGAAAAAUGGGGACACCAGCACCGAAGAGCCUGUGCUGAAUCUGGGCAGAAUACGCAUUGAUCCCUGGGACUACCCUGUGAAACUGGAGGCAAAGAGAAAGGCCAAGGGCACUCCAGUCUAAAAUGCCAGAACCGGCAGCCUGCCUGAAGGAUGCCGGCAUCCCUUCCCGAUCAUGCGUUGCCUCGGCCAGGACCUAAGCUUGGACGCGAAUAAAGGCAAAUGAAGCAGCCCUGGGAUGUAGUUUCUUCGAGUUUGGGUCGGGGGACUUGGCUGAUGGUCUGCAGGAGUGUGGGGAGAAAAAGACUGAUACCUUGGUGUAUCUGGCCCGGUGGAUGGGAAGACAGGAGCGGAUUGGGGUGGCACAGACGUGGUAGCCGCAGAGCUCCUAGGGUAAACGACCUCAGGCAUGGCUUCACCACGUUCCCCCAGCUCUC